AUGGGAAACAAUUCUUCAAAAUCAUCAAAAAAGCCAACAAAAAAACAACAUUGUUUUUUUUGUCCGUGUAUAAUAUCAAAAUCUUCAUCAUUAUCAUCACUUUCAAUUGAUGAAAAAUGUCUACCAACAUUUGAUCGUAUAACAUCAAAUGAUAAAUCUUCAAAUACUGCUCCUCUUAUUGAACCAAUUCCAUCAAAUUCAAUUCUUAUUCAUGAUGAAGUUGAUAAAAAUCUUUUAACAUCAAAUAAUCGUCGUUCAUUAUCCUUAAAUAAUGUUAUUUUAACAUUACCUGAUACUGCAAAUGAAAAUGAAGAAAAAAAUUCUAUUCAUUCAAAACCACCUUUACCACCAGGAAAAUCCAAAACUGUUUCAAAAUUACCACCAACAGGUCGAUCAUUUCGUGGUGCAUUAGUUAAUACAAAACGAACAUAUUAUUCUCAAUCAAUUGAACAUGCUCGAUUAUCAAUUGAAGAUUUAGAAAAAUCUCUUCAUGGUGCCUCUAGUAUUGAUCAAUGGAUUGAUUCAUUACCUAUACUUGGUACACCAUCAUUAAAUCGUAAUAAACCAAUUCGAACAGUAGUAUCAACAAAUAAUAAAAAAAUUAAACGUAGUUUAACCAUAGGUGAUCAGUAUAAUGAAAAUAUUCUUAAUGGCUCAUAUAGACAAGAAGAUGAAACAUCACCAGUAGCAAUAGAAAGAAAUUUAUCAAAAGAUAAUUUUCCAGAUAUUUUAACAUUAAAAUAUAAUCGUGAAUAUUUAAAUUUAGCUAAAAAAAUUCAAUUAAAUAUUUAUUUAAAAGAUUUUCUUUCACGAUUAAAUAAUACAAAAUUAAAACAAACAUUUAAAAAUCAUUUUUCAUUAUCAACAAUUAUUUAUCCAUUAGCUGGUAUUGAUCAAAUCUUAGCUGAUGAUUUAAAUCUUGUUCUUAUUACACCAUUAGAAUCUAUAUUACCAAAUUUAUCAUCAAAUACACAUAGUACAUAUAAAAUUCAUGAACAAAUACGUUCAAAAUCUUAUUUUAUACCAAUAACAGAUUAUAAAAUUGAAAUUGAUGAUGAUGAAUAUCAAAAGAAAUCUAUUGAACUUGAUCGUACACAUGUUGUUAUAACACUUGAAAAUAAAAAAAAAGAACAAGAUGAUAUAACCAUAAAUACAAAAGUAUCUAUUGAACAAGAACCAUCAUGUAUAUUUAUAUCCAAUGAUUCAUUUCAUACAGGAUAUUUACGUAUUGAUCAAGAAAAACUUGCUAAACAUUUUGUACCAUUUGUUUAUCAUUCAUCCGACGAUAAUAUGCACUAUUUAUCAUCAAAUUUAAUUCAACAUUGGUUUAAUACAUUAAUACUUGUUAAUCAAACAUGUGCUAUUGCUAAACGAUUCUUAACAGGUGAUGGAAGUCAUAUUACUUGUUUGAUUAAACAGCAAACAAAUUAUACAAAUUCAUCCUCUUUUGAGAAUAAUUUAACUUUCGCUGCAUUACGUUUGCCUCCAUUUAUGUAUUUAAAUGAUUCAUCACAAACACAUCUUGAAGAAGAAACAUCCAAUAUAAUUGAUGCAUUUUCUUCGACAUUUUUAUCUGAUAAUAAAAAAACUUCUAAUGAUGCAAUUCAUAUUGAUUAUGAACAAUAUUCAUUUGCUUUUUUACUUCAUCGUUGGCCAAAAUCUUUACUUGAUAAUUAUUAUACACAAUCAAUACGUAAUUCCAAACGUAAAUGGCCAUCAAAAUAUCAUUUAAAUAUCAUAAUAAAAAAACCACUUUUAUUAAUACCAAUACCAAAUAAUCAUAAAUGGGAAAUAAAUUUUGAUAUAAUUGAACAAAGUUUAUUUGAAUUAAUGAAUGAAUCAACAUUAUGUUUUUAUGCCUUAUGUCAACAAUUAUUUUCUCAAACAUUAACAAUACGUACAUGUAUAAAACAUUGUUUUCUAAAUUAUUGUGAAAAAUAUGGUUUACCUUUUUCAAAUAAUCAUGAGCAUACAACUAAUAACAUUUUUGAAUUAAUGUCACAUUUUUUAAAAGAAAUUCAUUUACAAAUCAAUGAAAAAUUUUUUCCCAAUUAUUUUAAUCAUGAAAUAAAUCUCUAUGAAACAAAUGAAACUUAUAAUCAAUGGUUUGAUUAUAUAAAUAAAUGUUUAAAUGAUCGUACUUAUAUACCAACAUCAUUAUUAACAAUAUCAAAUCGUCCAAUAAUUGUUGAAUUUUUAUUUCAUUUUAUUGAUCAAUUAUAUCAAACAUUUCAUAUAAAACGUUCACAAUUUCAUUUAAAUGAAAAUGUUCUUAUUGAUUUACAUAAACAAUUAUGUGAAAAAUUAUCAAAUGAUACAAAUAAUAAUAGUACAUCAUUACAAAAAUUUAUUAAUCAUUUAUUAAAUAAUCAACAAAUUCUUGAACAUAUACAAAUGAAUUUAACAUAUGAUUUUGAAACAAAUGCUGAAUUAGUGCAUACAUGUUUAAAUCAAGUUCGAAAAGCAGAUUCAUCAUUAAUAUUUCAUUAUACAUGGACUAUAUAUAUCCAAUAUUUACAUACAUAUUACAAUGUAUUAUGGAAUAUUUAA
Rotaria sp. Silwood1 is the source of this 2550-nucleotide messenger RNA. The record is from the annotation of a GenBank genome assembly. NCBI's taxonomy places the organism in Eukaryota, Metazoa, Rotifera, Eurotatoria, Philodinida, Philodinidae.